UACUGUCAUCUUUACCGUGCACUCCUUGAUGAGGGGUGAGUCAUCGAAGUGGUCCCAUCACCUUCAUCGUCGUCAUCAACAUGCGUCAUACAGCGAAACCUGCAAACAUGAUCGGUAUUUACUCCAUGCAUGAUUUAUUGCUGUAUUGAGAUUCCCGUGUGCGUUAUAGAACAUGCAUACCUGUGUGUGUGUGUGUGUGUGUGUGUGUGUGUGUGUCUGGUGUGAGGUAUCGCUUCGGCACGUGUCAGUUAAGGGUGUUGUGCAUCGCUUCCAGUCACCAGUGGCGUGAGGCAGCAGCCCUCGCUCCAUCGAUUCGUUAAUGGCGUGGUGGUGGUGGUGCCUGCUGGUCACAGCCAGUGCUGCGCCGCGAGUCACGCUGGGCAGUGUGCGUCGUGAGUCGUGAGUCCAGAGUGCCCCGUGAGUACCCCGCCCCCCCGGUCCCCCUGGUGGCGUCUGUCCCCCCCUUCCACUCGUAGGUAUGCUGCCUGGGAUGGUGGCACACACAGCCCAGUGAGCCCACGGCCCCGCAGAGCCUCGCCCCCCUGUGACUUUGUGUUCGGCGAGGGCGCAAGGCUGCGAGGCGCGUCCCCACACGGCCGCCUGACGCAUGUGGCCAGCAGGUGCGAGCCCUCCGUGAUCGAUACGCGUUACACCUGCCGCGUCCUGUCCGAGGGUGCAUCGCAGGGGGUCUGCCCGACCCCCUGGGUGCGCGGGGCUCCACAUGCCCCGGCCCGCCCCGCCCGCGUCCCCCAUGCAAGGAUGGCUCCGUGCCCCAUUGGAAGGCGGGGUCGCCGCCGCCUCUGGCACACCAAGACAGACAAGGACACUUCACGGCAGGAGGCUCCUUCCACGCGCGGCUCGGUGCGGGGCGUCUUCUGGCCUCGUGGGGCGUGGGUGUGGGCGUGGGCUACCCUGACACUGGUGGCGGCCCCUGCGCACGCCAAGUACGUGGAGGGCUUCCUCAAGACCUCUGAGGUGGGCACCCCGCCGCGUCUGUCCCCACCGUGCCCUUGCUUAACACAUACUGAAGACGCCCUUCCUGUAUGCCUCGCCGGCCCGCCCAGCACUAACCCUCCUCUCCCCCUGCAGCGGUGGGCAUAUCUGGCGCGGUUCUGCUUCCUCUCGCAUGACGGCGCCUUCUCCUUCGAGGUGGAGUACGACAUGCGGUUCGCCACGCAGCGCCUCUUGCUGUACUACGACGCCCCGGACCAGUGGCCAGCGGUCUACGGCAGCACGAAGACCUGCGAGGAACGCGAGGCCGCCCUCCUCCCAAACAACAACCAGCGGAUCAACCUGACGCGGCCCUCCUUCCUAGCGGACUGCCGCGUCGAGAACCAGGCCGGCGAUCUCUCCCGCUACGUCUGCCACGGCAAGAACCACUUCACCAGCGCAAGGGAGCGGUGGUGGUUCAUCGCGGCCAGCAACUGUGAGAGCACGCAGGGUCUGGAGCUGAGUUACAGGCUGACCAUGACCAACGGAUACUCCUACUGGUACAAACACUUCUCAGCUGACGAGUUCUAUAUCCUGAGAACAGAUUUAUCGGCUCUGGUGCUUCAGCUUGGCGUCAUGUUCCUUUCCCUCCUCUCCUCAGCCGAACUCAAGAAACGCGAGCUACUACACACGACCUACAACCUCUACCUGGCGGCUGUGAUAACGCAGGUGUUCGCCCUCACCUUCCUCACGCUGCACUACGCUAACUACGGCUUCAACGGCGUCGGCUUCCCCUUCAGCAGACUCGUGGGGCGGGUGCUGCAUACGGGAAGCACGGUGGUGAUGGUGCUGCUGCUGUUGCUGGCCGCCAAGGGGUUCAACAUCACACGCGGGCGGCUCAGACAGAACUCCGCCAUUCGACUCACCGCCUUCAUGUGCAUCUAUAUCGUCACCUGUCUCGGCCUCUUCAUCUACGAGCAGAAUGUGUUUGACCCCGGUGAGGUCCUGUACCUGUACGAGUCGCCGGCGGGAUACGGGCUGGUGGCUCUGAGGAUGCUAGCGUGGGUCAUGUUCCUCUAUUCCUGCUUCUUCACCGUCAAACACUACCCCGAGAAGAACGGCUUUUAUGGGCCUUUCUUCACCUUCUACUCCCUGUGGUUCCUGGCGGGCCCUGUGGUCAUCAUCAUCAAUAACCACGUGAUCGACAAGUGGGUCAGAGAGAAGGUGGUCAACGGCGUCGAUUUGGCCAUUACGCUUCUUGGACAUGUCUUUUUCCUGAUUCUGACCCGCCCCAGCGCCGCCAAUCGGAACUUCCCAUAUCACGUUCGCACGGCUCAGGUCAGGGCGUUGGAGCAAUCAUCGACGGGCGUGGUGGGGAAUAAUACCAUAGACGCCUUCUCCGCCCACCGCUACGCCCCUGACCUGACCGAACAACGCACACACGCAGCCCCCGACCUAUUCCUUGUGUCCGGGGCCGUGGAGAUGAUCCCGCUGCCCACGCCCAAGAGCAUACUUCAACAGGACGUCAGCUACCCACACCACCCCGCCGGAGCCUCCCCACCCCUGAAGGAGACUAAUUAUAACCCUUCGGCGCCGCCCCUGACCCUGACCGCCCGUGAUCCCCGCCCCUGAACACACACACACACACACACACGGGAAGGGAAGUUACGGAUAUGAAUUAAUGAAGUCACAAGAGAAAGGUGAGAAAAGGGAAAACUGUCUUAUUGGUACAAAAAAUUUCAGUUUCACCAUACAAAUAUAAAUAAUUAGACUAUUAGAAUUCGUGGAGGCAAACUAUGUACGGGAAUAUCAAUAACACACACACACACACACACACACACACACACACACACGUCAAAACA
Messenger RNA from Eriocheir sinensis (Chinese mitten crab), 2792 nucleotides. RefSeq names its product transmembrane protein 145-like. NCBI's taxonomy places the organism in Eukaryota, Metazoa, Arthropoda, Malacostraca, Decapoda, Varunidae. The record is from RefSeq and is a predicted model, not a curated record. Gene Ontology annotation, biological process: G protein-coupled receptor signaling pathway; response to pheromone. The transcript is spliced from 10 exons. The coding region runs from base 760 to 2562 and encodes 600 amino acids.